Phalacrocorax carbo (great cormorant) is the source of this 1611-nucleotide messenger RNA. Lineage: Eukaryota; Metazoa; Chordata; Aves; Suliformes; Phalacrocoracidae. The record is from RefSeq and is a predicted model, not a curated record.
CAGCUGGCGCGGGGCCCGUCCUGCCGGAGCUUCCCCGCCGGAGCCCUGGGUCCCCGGGAGCGCUGGGAAGCUGCGUGGGAAGCCACGGAGGUGCGCGGAGAAGCUGCGGCCGGGGGCAAAGCAGCGCCUCACGAUGCCGCCGCCAUCCUCUGCUGGUGCCCUGGUGACUCCAGUCAUCCGUGUUUUCACUUUGGCGCACAAGUUGGGGUUGAAAACAGCGCCGGAGCUGCUGGAGCACGUCUGUUCCUCCUCUGCACAGCCCUGCGAGGGGCAGGGCCGUGGCGAAGUCCCCGCGCCGCGGGGGGGGGGACGCGGGCUGCGUGCGGGGAGCACCUUUGUCCGGAGCACGCGGGGUCGGUGCCUCUGACCCCUCUUCGCUUCUCCCCGCGGCGACUCCAGCGCCCCUCUCCCACAGAGCUCGUCCCUCACAGCUCUCGCAGGAUUUUGGCUUCCUCGGGGGCCGCGGGCCCUCCGCGGCCGCGCCUUCGCACGCCCGGAGCCCGGCCGUCCCCGUCUUUGCCACCGAAACCGGGCAGCGGGACGCGGCUGGUAUGUGACGGCGCCAAACGCAGCGUCCCCGGGAGGACGAGGACGGCCCCGGCGGCUUCUCACUCCUCCCCAGGACGGUUUGUUUGUCCGGCCAGAGCCGUCCCCGUCCCCAGGGAAGGCGCUGCGGGGUGGGGACAAGGGUGGGGACCCGGCCCUGGCCCCGCAGCGCAGCAAAGCCUGGCCGGGGCCGGUGAAUCUGGCCUCGCCGGGCACGGCCGCCGGCAUGGGGACGGUGACGGGCCCCCUCCAGGACCCCGACGGACAUUACCAGUUCCGUGUCAUCGUGCUGGGGGACGCGGCCGUGGGGAAGUCAUCGCUGCUGCGGUGCUUCGCGGAGGGUCCGGCCGGGGGCGCGGCCACCCCCUGCCCCACCACCGGCGUGGAGUUUUACAGCCGCACCAUCCCGCUGCCGCCCGCCGGCAGGGCCAAGCUGCAGCUCUGGGACACGGCCGGCCAGGAGAGGUUCAGGUCCAUCACCAGGUCCUUCUACCGGAGCGCAGCAGGGGUGCUGCUGGUGUUCGACCUCACCAACCGCGCGUCCUUCGAGCACGUCCCCGAGUGGUACCACGAAGCUGCCGGGGAGCAGCCCCCCGCCUUCGUCCUGGUGGGACACAAGUGUGACCUGGUGGCCGAGCGAGCCGUGUCGGCGGAGGAGGCCAGGCACCUGGCCGCCUCCCUGGGCAUGGCCUUCGUGGAGACCUCGGCCCGCAACAACCUCAAUGUGGAGCUGGUUUUCCAGACACUGGCGGGGAGCAUCCAGCGGGCGCUGGGGCGGGGGGCCCUCGCCGCCCACUGGGGCUGCAGCGGCGUAAGGCUCAUCCCCAGCCAGAGCCAACCCCGGCCUCCGGUGCGGGGGGAGCCCCGGGAGCGCUGCCAGUGCUAACAGGGACAGAGGGGACAUGGGACCCUCUACCUUGGGGAUGCUUCUCGCUCCACCCUGCAGCCCCCUGCCCUUGGGCGAUGUGCGGGGCUGCGUCCCCACCCUGGCUUGGGUUAAUUUCAAGCCUUAAUUGGGGGAUGUCUGAAAAAAUAAUACUCCCCACAGGACUGUUUUUAAUAAAC